This is a messenger RNA of Funneliformis mosseae, 894 nucleotides long. The record is from the annotation of a GenBank genome assembly. NCBI's taxonomy places the organism in Eukaryota, Fungi, Glomeromycota, Glomeromycetes, Glomerales, Glomeraceae.
AUGUAUUAUGCAAGUUCAUCUUUGAAUCAUAUUAAACCUCUCGCUUUAGAUAGUAUUGGGACGUUGACAACCCUCCCAUCCCUUCCGGAUGAUAUUCUUUACAUGAUCAAAAGGGAUUUGGAUUUUGCAUCGACUAUCGCUUUAAGGGGCGCGUGUCGUCAAUUAUAUUCCGCAUUACCAGAUUCACUCUUGUUCUCAAAAAUAGUUCUCCCUCCCUCCUUGACUCAACGACAAUUUGAUAGUCUAUUCUCUUACCUACUUUCAACGAAUAAAACUCAAAAUAUUCGUAAUUUAACAUUUGAUCAAUCACAAGUGACCGAACGUGCGAUUAUUUCCGCAUUGGAGCAUUGUAAGAAUUUACAAGAUUUAUGCAUCCUAUCUUGCAAGCAAGUUAUGUUAUUGCCAAUGACAAACGCGAUGGUGCAAUGGCAUCAGGAUAAAUCAGGGAAUUCUCCGGAUUUGAAAGAGUUAAAAAAGAUUAACCUGACCAGAUGCAUCGGUGGAAAAAGACAUUCCUUAACCGUUAAAAAAGUUAUUAAAGAUUUGAGUAAAUUACAAUAUCAUGAUUCGAAUUCAAAGUCGAAAUUGAAUGAUGAUUUCAUGUCAACAAGGAUCAAUUUGAUCCUAAAUUCAACUCCCAUUCAAUCAUUGGAUGGCGUAUUCCAAUUUCAAAGUUGUCAAUAUGAUACAUGUGAAUAUUGUACAAUGUCAUGUGCGAAUUGUAAAGCAAGGUAUAAAUAUUGGGAUGAAUUUUGGAUAAAAUGCGGAUGGUGUAAAGGAAGAAAUUUUUGUGGUCAAUGUAUCACGGAAACUUCAAGGAAGAAUAAAAAUUACACCUUUCAAUUCAUGCGGUUAAAGUUAUGUCAAAUGUUUGAAUUACCUUGUCCUUAUUAA